Tripterygium wilfordii is the source of this 1523-nucleotide messenger RNA. RefSeq names its product monoacylglycerol lipase. The coding region runs from base 119 to 1276 and encodes 385 amino acids. The transcript is spliced from 7 exons. NCBI's taxonomy places the organism in Eukaryota, Viridiplantae, Streptophyta, Magnoliopsida, Celastrales, Celastraceae. Gene Ontology annotation, molecular function: lipase activity. Gene Ontology annotation, cellular component: membrane. The record is from RefSeq and is a predicted model, not a curated record.
CUCUCCUUUCAUAUCUUUCUCACUCUUGAAUCUUUAUUUUGGUUUAUCUCUGUAGACUUCAGUUCUUUUCUUGCGUUUGCGUUUGCGUUUCCGUUUCCGUUUCCGUUUCAUCUCCGCCAUGUCAAGGGCCGAGAUGGAGCCGCUAACUUCAGGGGCUAGCAACCGCAUAAUUCCGAUCCUCAAAACCCUAAGGGCAUUUUUUAUUUUCGCUCAGUCGGUGAUUCUCUCCAUCCUCUUGCUUUUGCUCCCUCGCCGGCGCCCCUCUCAGUCGCAAUCGGCUGAGUCUACGGCCGAGAAUUCGAGGCGGAAAUCGUUGUGGCGCCGGGAAGAAGAGGAUACCUUGAGAAGGAGAGCCCUGGCUGAGGGUGUUCAUAUGGGGUUCGAUGGGGACUCUGUGUGCAAAUGGAGCACGUCUCUUUUCUUCGGAACUAGGCGACAUGCUCUUUUUUACCGCUCUUGGUUCCCGGUCACCGGUGAAUUGAAGGGGAUUUUGAUUAUCAUACAUGGGCUUAACGAGCACAGUGGAAGAUAUGCUCAGUUUGCAAAGCAAUUAACCACGUGCAACUUUGGAGUGUAUGCAAUGGACUGGAUAGGUCAUGGAGGGAGCGACGGAUUGCAUGGAUAUGUUCCCUCACUUGACCAUGUCGUUGCAGACACUGGGGCUUUCUUGGAAAAAGUCAGAACAGAUAAUCCUGGAACACCAUGUUUUCUUUUUGGUCACUCCACUGGAGGGGCUGUGGUUUUAAAGGCAGCCUCCAUUCCUCACAUUGAAGAAAUGCUAGCGGGAAUUGUGUUGACCUCACCCGCAUUGAGGGUUAAGCCUGCACAUCCUAUUGUUGGGGCAGUAGCUCCUAUUUUUUCUGUGGUUGUUCCUAAGUUUCAGUUUAAAGGUGCAAACAAAAGGGGCAUUCCAGUUUCCAGGGAUCCUGCAGCGCUACGUGCUAAGUACUCUGAUCCAUUGGUCUAUACAGGUCCCAUCAGGGUCCGAACAGGCCAUGAGAUACUUCGAAUAUCCUCUUAUUUGAUGCGUAACUUUAAGUCCAUUACCGUCCCAUUCUUUGUUCUCCAUGGAACUGCUGAUAAAGUGACCGAUCCUCUAGCCUCCCAGGAUUUGUACAAUGAGGCAGCUUCCAAGUUCAAAGACAUAAAGCUCUAUGAUGGCUUCUUGCACGACCUUCUGUUUGAGCCAGAACGUGAAGAGAUUGCACAGGACAUAAUAAAUUGGAUGCAGAGGAAGUUAGUUGCUAUCUCCAUAGGAAGUGAGAGUCUCUGGUGAGUUCUCUUUCAGAUGUCAAAAGAAGGAUUCAUGCAUGUUGGGUGCAUCAAAUUUAUCUUUAUAUUAGGUGUUAACUGAUAUAAUAUACGUGAAGUGAUCUUUUUGUCGUUGCAAUUGUAAUUAUAUCCUAAAUUCUAUAUAUUGUGUAGCCUUAUUUUCUGAUUUGGAGACCUUGCCUUCCCACUUGGUCUGGGGGCUUCCUCCAUUUGAAGGGUAUAUAAGUCCAGGAGAAUAGUUACAAGCAUAA